UGAGAAGUACAUGUACAAUUGUACAUGCUGUAUGUACCAUAGGUACAUACGGUACGGUACGUAAUUAAAACAAAAAAAAUAUGUUAUCUAAGAGUAACAAUCACAAUGGUUCAAAAAUAUUUAAUUGGAAUAUAUUUAAUUAUGUUUUUAAGUAGCACGUUAUCUGAACCAAUCACGAUAUCUUUAGUUGGAUCAGCUAUCGUUCUUGCUAGCGGAUUGUAUAAAUGGGAUACUUUAAAGGAUGCCACAUAUUGUAAAUUUACAGAAUGUUGUAAUGAUUAUCACAUACCUUUUGAUGUACAAAAAUUGAGAGAUUCUCUUUCACAGCGAAUGUUUGGUCAGCCACUGGUCAAUGAACUUUUCAAUAUUAUCUCAGCUCACAAAGAGAAUAUUAAUGAAAGCAAUGGGAACAAGAAAGCUCUAGUAAUAAGUCUCCAUGGCUGGUCAGGUGUUGGUAAAAAUUUUGCCUCUACAAUGAUUGCCGAAGCUAUCUAUCGCAAAGGCAUGCAGAGCAACUAUGUAAAACUAUUUAUGGGUAAAAAAGAUUUCGAUUGCUAUGAAUUGGAAAAGAAAAAACAAAUGUUAGUUAAUACAUUGAACACUCUGGUGAAGAAAUGUCCCAAAUCUCUGAUUAUCUUUGAUGAGAUACAUCACAUGUGUCCAUCAGUGCUUGAUACAAUAAUACCAAUGCUCGAUCACCACAGUGCUGUUGAUGAGGUGGAUUAUAGAAACACCAUCUUUAUUUUUAUAUCAAACAUAGGAGGACAUGAAAUAGCAACAAAGCUUUUAGAACUCUACGAAAAAGGUGUAACUCGAUCAGAAGUUGAAUUCCGUGAUUUUGAACCUAUCAUUCGGAGGACAGCAUAUUUCCAAGGUGGCUUCGAGAAAGCGGCCGCCAUUGCACACCAUUUGAUCGAUCACUAUGUACCUUUUUUACCCUUGGAACAACAUCACGUCGAAAUGUGUGCACUUGCAGAAUUUAAAGCUAACGGCGUUGAAAAGCCGUCGAAGAAAAUGAUGGCGGAUGCCUUAACUGUUAUAACAUACGGUCCGUCAGAGACUCAAGCUAUUUUUGCAAAUAAUGGAUGCAGACGAUUCACAAGACACAUUCCAUAUGUAAUAAAAAAGCACACUAGAAAAACAGAAUUAUGAAACAUAUACUAAUUAAAAAUAUUAUAAGGUUUAA
Bombyx mandarina (wild silkworm) is the source of this 1186-nucleotide messenger RNA. It is a transcript of the gene Torsin, whose product is annotated as torsin family member. The record is from RefSeq and is a predicted model, not a curated record. Lineage: Eukaryota; Metazoa; Arthropoda; Insecta; Lepidoptera; Bombycidae. Gene Ontology annotation, molecular function: ATP binding; ATP hydrolysis activity. Gene Ontology annotation, biological process: cellular response to misfolded protein.